AUGUUCAAAGAACAAGCUGAGGUUGUGAUGCAGCCACCCAUUAACCAAAGUAUCCCAGAUCCCUCACCUUGCUCCAAGUACCAGGUGCCCUAUAACAAAGCGUGUUAUGAAGUUGUUCGUCUUAAGCGCACCUUCCACAGUGCCCAAUCCUGGUGCGAGAGAGGAGGAGGGCAUCUGGUUUUCAUCCAUAAUCAGGAGACACAGGAUUUUUUAGGUGAACAUCUGUCUAAGGAUGUCGACUGGUGGAUCGGGCUAGUUCGCAACUCACCGGAGCAGGUCGACUCAGGAGAAGAAUCUGUGACCUGGCUGGAUAUGUCUAAUGUGACUUAUAGCCGCUGGGCUAGCCAGGAGGACUCUGCGAGCAAUGGGAGAUGUGGCUACCUAAAGAAGGAAUCUGACUACCGAUGGGGGACAACAGAAAACUGCAGCCAGGAGUUCUUUUUUAUGUGUGAAUUUGAGUCUGGUCAUACCAUUGCCUGUGAUAAUCAGAAUGCCACAUUACAGUGCGGGUCAGGAGAAGUGGUGCAGAUUACCGAUAGCUUCUAUGGACGUAAGAGCCCCCAUUUCUGUACCCAGGGGAGCACCUCACUUACAACAAGUGGCUGCAGCUGGAACAGUGUUAGGGAACAAGUGGCAGGUCAGUGUCAUGGCCUCCAGGCUUGUCAAAUUGUCACGGAUGCUGCACAGUUUGGAGACCCUUGUCCUGGGUCUGGUAGUUACCUGUCUGUUUGGUAUAGCUGCAUGGAAGGUCUGAGGCUUGAUUUAGUAGAUAAAUCCUUCGUGUCCGAAAACAUAACCCUUACUAUAACAUGGCUUCUGUCAGAAUACAGCGGGAAUCUGUCCUGCAUUAUCAGCACUGGAGAUGGAUACAAUAUUGAUCCCUAUCAGCCGGAUAAUGCGUCAAGCAGUAUAGUCCACAGCUACACCUCUCCUGGAGACUUUACUGUGUUUGUAGAAUGUUCGACCAGUGAAUGGCAUGUGAUGGCACAGCGAAAUAUCAUCAUAGAGGAAAGCACUGGCAGCCUUAGCAUUACUGGUUGUUUUAGCCAACAUGAGUCCCAAGAUGACGCUUGUAGAACUGUAUACGGAGACACCUUGUGGAUUCAGGUGGAAAUGAACACAGGUAGCGACAUGAACAUCUCUAUUGUACAUGACAAUGUGACUUUAAUGGAGACCAGGCUUAACCCUCAAGAUACUCCUCAUAAUCUGACCCUGGACGUUGCAUCUCAAAGGCUUAUUGGCCCAGGAGUUCACCAGCUGCAGAUCAUUGCAUCUAGUCACAAAACCUCAGUGCAGCUCAACGCUAGUGUCACCAUACAUCUAAUGGAGACGGUGUCCGGCCUACAAGCUCACUUAUCCACCGCCACUUUGGAAGCAGGGAAAGAAUUGCAGAUAAACGUCACCAUCUCUCAUGGAUUGCCAGCUGAUGUAAUGAUCGAGAUCACAGGAUCUAAUGAUACCAUGAGACAUUCGGGGCAAUGUCUGACCACCCAGCCACAUGUAUACAAUAUUACCAUUGGCACAGCAGGAGUUUAUAUGGUCACAGUGAUUGCUGGAAAUGCAGUAUCGAACGUCAGCUUGAAUAUCGGGAACGUUACAGUGACAGAAAACCCUGAUAAAGCAAAAGAAGAAAAACAUGAAAGACAAAGUGAAGAGGGAAGAGGUUUCAUUAAAGAGAAGAUAAAAAUGCGUAUAGAACCUCGCAGAAAUAUCAGCCCCUUCUCUGACGUUACUCUGCAGUGGCCAGCCAAUACUAGUGCUAAUUUCACAUGGGCAUGCGGAUCUUGCUGGUCUGGGUGGUUUGAGUGUGUGAAGCAAAAUCUCAUUGACGUGACUUCAUAUAAGGUUGUGAUCCCUGCUAGCUGUCUCCCACCUCCCAAUGCUGCCUUCACCAUCCGGGCCGUUGUGACUUAUAGCGAUGAGGACCCUGUGGAAGAUGAGCAGUGUUUCUAUGUAACCUCCAAGGUUCAGUUCCAACCCAAAAUCAGAUGUGAGACUAACUGCAGGAAUAUGAACACUUCAGAGCCUGUGGUGUUCAGCGCUGCUUGUGAAAACUGCCAUGGUGUCACAUAUAGCUGGUAUAUCGAUACGAGCCCUUUACAGAAGUCUGAAACUCUUCCUGCUGUCUGCCAUCUACGUGAUUUUAGAACCAGUUCUUUUACGCUAUUACAAAAUGAUUUGUCCGUCCUGGUGCUGAACGGCACACUGUUAAAGGACCAUCCUGAAGGUGCUGUCAGAAUAAAGCUGGUCGCCAAGACAUCUCAUGAAUACGGAGAGGAUGUGACGGUUGUCAGCGCCCUGCCAGCUCCAGAGGUGCCAGACUGCACCAUAUAUCCCAGUGAGGGCUCGGUGCUCACCAGCUUCCGGAUCUCUUGCCUCUCUCCAUGUUCUCUCACUGAUGCCUGCAAGGAAGAUGAGCGGAUCUCCCUCACUUACUGCUUCUAUCCUAAGCCACAAUCUCAGCUCUACUGCGGUCCAAAAGGAGAGCUUCCCUCUGUGUAUUUACCUCUUGGAGACAAAGAAUUCGGCUUCCUGUUAAAUCUUACUGUUACCAUCACUAAUAACUUUGGUUAUUCAGUCAGUACCGCGGUGAAAGUGAAGGUCACGUAUGACGAGGCGAGCACCGACAGCCUGGCAUCGUUUCUGUCUCAAAGGUCAAUGCACAGUUUGAAGGAGGGAAGCGACAGCAGCUCACUCAUUCAGCUCUACAAAUCAGUGUCUUCUGUCCUCAACCAGGAGGCCCCCGACGGUGGAUCACUGCAGGCCGGCAACAAAAAAGAGUUACGCGAAGUGAUGAUCACAGCGCUCUCUGCUGUUAACGUGACCACACUGCACACGGCUCUUGAGAUGUCCGAGGUGCUGAAAGACAUCACAAUGAGAAGUGAAGAGCUGUCUUCGUCCGCUCAGGUGGAAGCCAUCAGUGUGCUGAGAGACGUCAGCCAGUCCUUGCUGACCGUAAGCAAUGAACAGGAUCCGACGAAAGAAAGAACGGCAAACUAUCUGUUUAAUGCCAUGAGUAACGUGCUGGAGGCGAGUGCAAGGAAUGGGUCUGCUGGUAACACCAUGAGUGCAGUGUCGCUACAUUUACUCGGCGCAGUAGAGACUCUGCAGAGCGCAUUACUGCUGGGAAGACUGCCGGAUAAUGAACCUAUGGUACUGAUGGCUCCGGCUGCUACCAUGUAUAUCAACAGGUUGCAGUCUGACCAAGUAGAGCGAGCAUCAGUGAAUAUUCCAGAUGGAAGCACUGCAGCGUUUACCCUUCCACCUCUAUCCACUCUGAAUCUCUUAAUGGGUGACGAAGAGGCACUGGAUCUCCGGAUGGUGAGCUUUUCAGUGAAUCCAUUCUCCUCUAGUAACUCACUUGACAUUAGUGGAUCUGUUGGGGGACUGAGCCUGACCAGGACAAAUGGAUCUGUCAUCCCUGUAAAGGAUCUCACUGAAUACAUAGAGAUAAUGUUACCCAGGGAUUCUAUGGCUGAUGGAGAGAAAAGCACUUUGUUCCUGGCUAAUCUAUCAGCUGUCAUAGUAAACAUAACGUCACCCAACUAUCCUCUUGUCAUCCAUUUGGAACCCAGUGAAGACAUAGCAUUGAUGCUCUACCUGGGCUAUGGGUAUCACCCUAAUGAAACAAACUAUGAUAUCAAUACUCAUCUGCCAAAUGGACAAUAUCCUGGAGAUAAAGUGUAUUCCUGGGUGUUAAACCCUGAGGAGCUUUUUGGGGAAGGCAGCUACUACUUGGCCAUACGACCGGAGAUGGAGGAAGAUGUUCCCAAUAUAAAUUCCAUAUCUGUAUCAGUCAUCAGCUUCACGUCCCGGUGCGUAUUCUGGGAUGAGAGCAAUCAGGAUUGGAAUAGCACUGGCUGUCAUGUUGGGCCAAAGUCUACUCCCCAUAGUAUCCAGUGUCUUUGCAACCAUUUAACCUUCUUCGGAAGCUCAUUUAUCGUCAUGCCAAAUGCUGUGGAUGUGAGCAGAACAAUCGAGCUUUUCGCUACGUUUGUAGACAACCCUGUUGUGGUGACCACAGUCGCAUGCAUUGCUCUUAUCUAUAUUUUGGUGUUGAUUUGGGCCAGGAGAAAAGAUCUCCAGGAUAAUGACAAGGUGAAGGUCAUAGCACUUGAAGAUAAUGACCCAUUUGCCCAGUAUCGGUAUCUUGUGACUGUAUUCACUGGCCAUCGAAGAGGCGCAGCAACCACAUCUAAGGUAACUAUUACACUCUAUGGCUCUGACGGAGAGAGUGAACCCCACUACUUGUAUGACCCAGAUGGAAUCGUCUUUGAACGUGGAGGAUGUGAUGUCUUCUUAUUGACAACUGUAUUGCCUCUUGGAGACGUACAGCGUAUAAGACUUUGGCAUGACAACUCAGGAGAUAAGCCUUCAUGGUAUGUGAACAGAGUGUUGGUACAUGACGUAGAAAUGGACCAGAGGUGGUACUUUCUCUGUAGCUCCUGGCUUUCCAUUGAGGUUGGAGAUUGUGUGCUGGAUAAGGAGUUCAAUGUGGCCACAGAAGAAGAUAUGAAGCAGUUUAGCAAUCUAUUCUUCAUGAAGACAUCCAAAGGAUUCAGAGACGGACAUAUCUGGUACUCUGUAUUUAGUCGCUCUCCCAGAAGCCCUUUUACUCGGGUUCAGAGAGUAUCCUGCUGCUUUUCCCUGCUGCUCUGCACCAUGCUGACCAGUAUUAUGUUUUGGGGGGUGCCCACAGACCCUGCUGAACAGAAGAUGGACUUAGGUAAGAUUGAAUUCACCUGGCAGGAGGUGAUGAUUGGAUUCGAGAGCUCCUUAUUGAUGUUUCCCAUCAACCUCCUGAUAGUUCAGAUCUUCAGAAAUGUCCGACCUAAACCAACGAAAGAGUCUUCACAAAUGGCAGGAAAAGACUGUACAUCUCAUACCGAAAAGAAAUCUUCUUCACCAGUUGUUUCCAGCUCGGCUCUUACCCCAGAUUCAGUGUUGAAGGACAUCAGAAGAAUUGCCAACUCCCUGUUUAAGGCCCAGAAGUCUCCAUUACCCAGUAUAGAUGCCGGGAAAUCAGCAGAUAUCAAUAAACUUUUAUCACUUGUAGAAGACAUCAUCCUGAGGCAGAACAGAAUUGGUCAAGAGUUUUAUGAUGAUAGUAAAAAGGAGGAGAGGUCAAUGACCCUCAGCUUGGGCUCUGUAGACCUACGUGAUGAAAUGAGGAGUCCCACCCCGGAAAAAGGACUUGAAGAGAGACACCCUAGAGGAGAUCACAACCGAUACCUUUACCGGCAGUUGCAGCACAUAGAGAGGAAGCUAGAGCUUCUUGGACCUCUUCAGUUUCAGAAUCCUCAGUGUUACAUCCAGGCUGUUUUACAAGUCCAGCAUAUGAAGGAAGUCCUGGAAAACCAAUUCUGUGCUUCUAGAUCAGCAAGUGAAAUAUAUUCCUCCACUAUGAGUCUCUCAGAGGACAAGAAGAAAAACAUCUCCAAGGGUUUGCCGUGGUGGUUUGUCUUCAUUGGGUGGUUCCUCGUCCUGGCUACUAGUGGUGUAUCUGGAUUCUUUACUAUGUUGUAUGGCUUGCAUUAUGGCAAGGAUAGUUCUAUCAAGUGGCUUAUUUCAAUGGCCAUCUCAUUUUUCGAGAGUCUUUUCAUCACUCAACCUUUAAAGGUACUUGGUUUUGCAGCCUUUUUUGCUCUAGUUUUAAAGAAAGUGGAACCAGAAGAAGAGGAAGAAACCACCAUCAAUGGAGAACUUUCAGCACCAGGAGAUCCAAACCUUCUGCUAGACUCUCCCAGAGACAGUAAGAUAUACCAGCCGCCUCCUCCUACUGAUGUCUCAAGAAUGAGGAGCAUCCAUAUAAAGGAGCAAAAGGUGUUUGCUUUAAUACGGGAAAUACUGGCGUACUUGGGAUUUCUAUGGAUGCUUCUUCUAGUUGCGUAUGGGCAGAGAGAUCCAAACUCAUACUACCUCAAUAAACACAUAGAAAAUAGCUUCGCUGGUGGACUGGAGAAAGUUUGUAGCUACCAAAAUUUCUUUACCUGGGCAAACACCACCUUGAUCAGUAAUUUAUUUGGAACUUAUCCAGGCUUUGUAACAGAUGGCAACUCAAAACUGGUUGGCAGUGCCAGAAUCCGACAAGUUCGGGUCAAGAAGGACUCUUGCCUUGUAGCUCGCGUCCUACAAACCACAAUUGAAGACUGUCGAGCUCCUUAUUCUCUGGACGCAGAAGAUAUGGAGCAUUAUAGCGAACAGUGGAAUAUCUCUGCUUUGAGCAAUUCAUCUGAUGCAACCUCUGCAUGGAGCUACAGGAGCCAGUCCAAGCUUAGAAGCCACCCAACUUGGGGUCGGCUGACCACAUACCGUGGAGGGGGCUACAUGGUGGAUCUAGGUGGUGAUCGAACUACUGCCUCUAGGAUUCUGCAGUAUCUCUUUAACAAUGUCUGGCUGGACACUUACACCAGGGCAGUUUUUGUGGAGUUUACCAUUUACAACGCCAACGUCAACCUCUUCUGCCUCGUCAGCCUGAUGUUCGAGACGAAUGCAUUAGGCACUUUCCAGACUCACGCAGAUCUGCAGAGCAUCCGCUUGUAUCCGUACACUGAUGGCUUACAUAUCUUUGUUGUGGCAGCCGAAGUGAUGUAUUUUCUCUUUGUGAUUUACUACAUGGUGGUCCAGGGGAAGCUUAUGAAAACGCUGAAAUGGGGAUAUUUUCGGAGCAAGUGGAACCUGCUGGAGUUGGCGAUAAUUCUACUCAGCUGGAGCGCCCUAUCUGUCUUUGUGAAAAGGACCAUUCUUGGAAACAGAGAUAUCCACCACUACCAGGACCACAAGGACGAGUUUGUAAGUUUUAAUGAAACUGCAGCAGCGGACGCUGCCUUGGGCUACCUCAUCGCCUUCCUAGUCCUUCUCUCAACCAUUAAACUGUGGCAUCUCAUGAGGCUGAACCCAAAACUUAAUAUGAUCACAGCAACAUUACGCCGAGCCUGGGGAGACAUCUCCGGAUUCAUUACUGUCAUUCUUGUAAUGUUUCUGGCCUAUUCCAUCGCUUGUAAUUUGAUAUUCGGGUGGAAGCUGAACUCUUACAAGACUGUGUUCGACUCUGCAAAGACUAUGGUCAGCCUUCAGCUGGGAAUCUUCAAUUACGAGGAGGUGUUGGAUUAUAAUCCAGUUUUGGGCUCUUUCCUGGUUGGAUCAAGUAUUAUUUUCAUGACCUUUGUGGUACUGAAUCUCUUUAUUUCGGUUAUUUUGGUGGCAUUCAGCGAAGAACAAAAGGAUCACCAGGUUAGUGAUGAGGAAGAAAUUGUGGAUCUCAUGUUGAUGAAAAUAUGCAGCUUUCUUGGACUACGGCAUAAGAAGGGGGAUGGGGGGCCAAAUCCAAAUUGUCAGAAUACCUGA
This is a messenger RNA of Bufo gargarizans (Asiatic toad), 7347 nucleotides long. It is a transcript of the gene PKD1L2, whose product is annotated as polycystin 1 like 2. The coding region runs from base 1 to 7347 and encodes 2448 amino acids. The record is from RefSeq and is a predicted model, not a curated record. Gene Ontology annotation, cellular component: membrane. The transcript has 44 exons. Gene Ontology annotation, biological process: detection of mechanical stimulus. NCBI's taxonomy places the organism in Eukaryota, Metazoa, Chordata, Amphibia, Anura, Bufonidae. Gene Ontology annotation, molecular function: protein binding; calcium ion binding; carbohydrate binding.